Messenger RNA from Pangasianodon hypophthalmus (striped catfish), 2243 nucleotides. RefSeq names its product linker for activation of T cells (gene lat). Bases 1218 to 1862 code for a protein of 214 amino acids. Lineage: Eukaryota; Metazoa; Chordata; Actinopteri; Siluriformes; Pangasiidae. The transcript is spliced from 13 exons. The record is from RefSeq and is a predicted model, not a curated record.
UAGCAACCACCUUUCCAGCAGUGUUACUCAUCCUGCCUCUUUCUCUCUCUCUCUCUCUCUCUCUCUCUCUCUCUCUCUGAUGGGGAGCAUGAUGUUGUCUUCAGUUGCUGUGGUUUCCUGUUUGUAGGUGGGAGAAACAGGUUCGGUAAAUUUCUCACUACAUUGCAAAUUAGCCGAGCAAAUGCAACAUGAAAACAGUUCUCGACUACUCUGAGCUGUAGUGGUAUGGUGAUGAUUUAUGCAACUGCUUUAAUGCAAGUGUGAGGUGUGUGUGCAUUGAAGCUAAAUGUCAUGAGUUUGGCAGCUGAGACGGGAAACUCUGAAAAGAGGCAUAAUCUGAUAUUUCUGUUCAUUUUUGUUCAUUUUUCUUAAAUCAACCAACCCUGUGAUAGGUGGCUAUUACUGAGUUGUUUAAUAAAACAGCACUCCAUUUCAUAGUAAAAUUUAAUAAAUUCUCACUUUUCUUCAGAAAAGAGAAAUGGUUACAUGGAGGUUAUGAUCUCUGCAUGAUCGUUAGUACACAGUAUGAUUCUGUGUAAUAAGCGGUGGUUAUCUGAUAAUAAAAGGAAAAUGUAGGUUACCUUGUGGUGCUUAAGUAACGAAAGGUAUUCAAUUCAGUGUUUGUUUUAAAGUAUAUAACAAAUGACAUCUCUGAAGUUUGUUAAUUUUGCUUGUGUGUAUUGUGUACUGUAAACUUAAGUGUCUACAUCAAGUGUGGAAAAUAAUGAGACUAAAUACAAAGCACAAGCAAAAACAAACAAACAAAAAAAAAGUUCAUAGGGAGAAGGGCAGAGCUGAAGCCAGGCAGAUGAAUGAGCAAGAAACAACUCAGAGAGAUUAGCUUAGAAACUGGAGGUGGAGGCUGCGACGACAUUGAGAAAGAGCCUAUGAGGAGCGAGAGGCUGAGCGAGAGAGAGCGGGCACAGGAAAGAUAAAGAAAGAAAAAGUUUAGGGAUGGCCUAUUUCUCUACAACACUCAUCUAUGACUGUGUAAAUAGACUAUGAACUGUUUGGACUGAUGAGAGAAAAGUGUUGAAAGUCAGACAAGAGCAACAAGAGGCUUAGGUGUAGAUGAAAAGUGGGAGAACCAAGAUGGUGAAACUCAGAGUGUGAACUGGUGGUGAAUUUGCUCUGGUGUGUGACGCGUGACAACUGGCCUCUGGUUCGGCUCAGCACCCUGACAGGCAGAUCCUACCCCGUGCUGCGACGGUGCCGGUAUGGAUUCCACUGCACUUUUGACUGUGGUAGGUGUGGCAGUUGUUGUGCUGUUCAUCAUCCUGACUGGUCUUUGCUUGAACUGCAAAGGAAACAGCCAACCAAUAUAUAUAAGACAACAACAUGAUCCACACAACAGUUAUGCACCGAGCCAAGGUUUUACAGUUGUCCGCCCCUACGGAGAGACUCCUCCUUGCCCUGGCAUAUCAGUUCAUCCUUCUCAACACCAGCACAUGACUUCUCCAUUGCUGACUGAUGUGAGGCGGAGCUCUGCUUGUCCCUCCUCUGAUGGUGGAAGCCAGAGUGAUUACAUCAACCAAAAUGUAGUGGACAAUGAUGCAGUAAGCUAUGAGCAGCCUCCUGAAAAGACUACAGACUAUCCGGACUAUCUGGACGUGUUACCAGAUGACCAAAAUGUGUCCCAGCAGAAUCUCGCCUCUUCGUUGAAUUCAGGGCAGAGUUACCAGAACAUUGAAAAUGAUGACAACGAUGAUGAUUCAGACAGUCAGCAUUAUAUAAAUGUCAACGAGGACAGAGUACCUGCAACUGAAACUCCUGUUGGCUCACUUGGGAGCUGCAGCAGUGACGACCAGGGCAGCUCUGACUACGUAAACGCUCCUAACCACGUUAACUUCCACCUGGGCUGAUUAAAAAUACCAAGACUUGAAUCACCAUCAGAUUAUACAGAAGCUUCACAUUGUGUCUAUACCACAUAUUUAAAUGUGGACAAAAAUGUUACAGAUGGACAGAAUAACCUUAAGAAAUUUAUUCUGUAAGAAAAUAAGAACCAUUUAAUUAUAUUUCACCAUACUUUUUCCUAUGUCCUGUUGACAGGAUUUGCUGACAAUUCCUGAGAAUAUUAUCUUUUACUCACAUAUUUUCUGACUUAAAACAUGAGGGUUUUUUUUAUUUUACAUUUUUAUUAUAAUUGCGAUGAAAUCAGUUGUUCUUUGGCUAUUGUAUGUAAAAUAAUGUAAUGCUCUGUAACUUUGUUGCCUGAUAACUGAAAUAAAUUAUGCACCACCAAA